Plasmodium inui San Antonio 1 is the source of this 3675-nucleotide messenger RNA. Its product is annotated as glutamate dehydrogenase. Gene Ontology annotation, molecular function: L-glutamate dehydrogenase (NAD+) activity. Bases 1 to 3675 code for a protein of 1224 amino acids. The transcript has a single exon. Gene Ontology annotation, cellular component: mitochondrion. NCBI's taxonomy places the organism in Eukaryota, Apicomplexa, Aconoidasida, Haemosporida, Plasmodiidae. The record is from RefSeq and is a predicted model, not a curated record.
AUGGACGUUGACACCCGGAACCUGCUGGUCCGCCCAGGUGGACCAGAUGAGGGGCAAUUCGACCGAGAGCUAUUUUCGAACAACAGCAUCACGUGGAAGGAGAAGUACGAGGAGACGAAGGAGCUCCUCAGGAGCUAUAACUUGUUCUCAGACCACCUGAUUAAUUACAGCGUGGAUUUCUAUUUCAACAAACUGGGGUUCAAUAAUCUCCACUUCAAGGAAACGAGUCCACACUUGAUCAGCAAAGUAGUGGUGUGCAUCAUAACGGCGAAGAUAAACGAGGAGUACUCGAGCGACAAGUAUUUCCCAAUAUUUGAAGAAAAACAUGACAACGUGAUAUUUAUAAUAACGAGGGUGUUCGCAAAUGACAACAAGACGAGGUUGAAUUAUAAGAUGGAAAAGAAGAUCGAAGAGAAGUACUUCCACUUUAGUGACAUGUCCAAGGAUUGCUACCGAAUGAAGAGCUUCCGAUCGGUUCACUCCGUGUUUGAUAAAGAGCACACCUACGAAGAACCGCUACGUACCUACAUCUUAGAACUACCAACGUACAGUGAAAACAUCAUUAGUGAAAAUGAAACUGAUUUGGAGAAACUUAUGGAUGUUAAUUUUUACAGCUACAUUAAGGGGAGCAAAACGGAGAGAAUCUACUACGAGUUAAACAAAGCAGUGUUAUACGACUUGACGGGACAGUUUAUCCAGACUUAUUACUACACCACUUCGUUGAACACCUUCUCAUUAACCAUUGCUGUGAAGAGGAGUAAUGUUAUAUCAUCGAUUUUUUCACUCAUCGGAGACUGCUUAAAUAUGCAUAGAUGCUUCUCCUACUCGAAGUAUGUAGAGCCGCUGAAAAAUGGAGUUCUCCUAAUAAUUCUGAACGUUAAUGUAAUCAUUAAUUCAGAGGAGCAUAAGAGGGGGGUGGAGAGUGCCCAGAAAAUGCUCCAAAUCCUGGAGGGGAAAAUACACAAGAUUGUCAAAUCGCUAAAGACAUUGUGCUUGUUUAACGACUCUAAGUUUAUACAGCUGUCUGUUAAGCGUAUAUUCACUGCAGAGGAGUCGGCGUAUAUUUUUUUAAUUAUUAAGUUCAUCACCUUCUUCUCAACGAACUCCUUUUCGAGUUACAAAAAUGUGGAGCACGCCCUACACCUGAGAAACAGCAUCGACAACAGCGGCAGCGGCAGCAGUAGUAGUAGUGCCAUUUUGAAUGACUUCUACAUCAUUAAGGACAAGCUUAAGAGCUCCAAGUACACCAAGGAGGAGAUUCUGAGCUGUGCCCUUAGCAACGUGAAGACGAUUAAGCUCCUAUUCGCCAACUUCGAGAGGAAGAUGUGUCUCCAAGGGGAGGGAGCCUCACCUGUCUCCACCCCGUCAUGCAACUCUGCGUACCACGCCGCGUCCCAAUCUGCAUCUCACUCCGCACAACAUUCCCAUUCUUACAAGCUCACCAAAGACAUCAUCGACGAAAUAGAGGACAACCACCACAAGAAGAUCCUGCAGUACUUCCACCUCUUUGAGAAGCACGCAAUAAAAACCAACUUCUUCCGCAUGCACAAAAUCAGCUUCGCCGUCGCCUUUGACGGUGCACUGCUCAAAGAUUCUAUAUACGACGCGGAGCCCUACUCCGUCAUCAUGAUCUGUGGCCUCCACUUUGUCGGCUUCCACAUCAGGUUCACCAAGAUCUCCAGAGGAGGAAUCAGAAUUGUUAUAUCGAAUAAUAUGAAUUCCUACAUGCAUAACUACAACAAUCUGUUUGACGAAGCUUAUAACCUCGCCUACACACAGAACUUCAAAAACAAGGACAUCCCAGAGGGAGGAAGCAAAGGAAUCCUCCUCCUAGAUGCAGUUGUCUGUAAUGUUCCCAAUACGAGGUAUAUUAAAAAUUUGUGCUUUUACUCGUAUGUUAAUUCCAUUCUCGAUUUAUUGACUGAUGGAAGAGAUGGCAAUGUUCCUUUUGGAACAAGGGAGGGAGAGCUCCUCUGCAUUUCGCUAAACUCCAGCAUGAAUAGGAACUACAACAACACGGCUACCUUGGGGGAGGUCAGCACGGACUUGUUGGCGCGGAGUCAGCCCUUUUCCUACGCCAACGACACGGCGGAAGAGGCGGUGCAGAAGAUCAUGUGCGGCAAGCAUAGGGAAGAGGUUCCAGUGAGCGAAAAGAGGGAAGAAGCAGUCCAAAUGAACGACCGCGCAGUAGAGGAACCUCUCUGUAGGAUCCUCCAAAACGAGGAAGACCUGAUCUUCCUCGGCCCAGACGAAAACACCGGUUCGGAUCAACUCAUGGACUGGGCCUGUAUAAUCGCAAAAAAGAGGGGCUACAAAUUCUGGAAGACCUUCUCCACAGGGAAGCUCAGAAAAAAUGGAGGAGUUCCUCAUGACUACUAUGGAAUGACAACCCUCGGGAUAGAAACGUAUAUAAAAAAGCUAUGUGAAAAAUUGAACCUGAAGGAAGAAACGAUAAGCAGAUCCAUCGUUGGAGGUCCGGAUGGUGACCUUGGAAGCAAUGCCAUUUUGCAGUCGAAGACGAAGAUAACGUCCAUCAUUGACGGCUCGGGGGUUCUGUACGACAAAAACGGGUUGCAUAAGGAGGAACUCAUUCGUCUAGCCAAAAGAAGAAACUGUGCAGGGAAAAAGCUAGCCACGUCCUGCCUCCUCUACAAUGAGGAAUAUCUUUCCAAAGAUGGGUUCAAAAUAUCUAUUGAAGAUCACAACGUAGAUGUGUUAGGAAAAAUUAUUAAGAGUGGCCUAGAAUACAGAAACAGCUUCUUUCUGAACCCACUGAAUGCAUGCGACUUAUUCAAUCCCUGUGGAGGUAGACCCCACUCCAUAAACGUGUUUAAUGUUAACAACAUUAUUAUUAAUGAACGGUGCAUCUACAAGUACAUCGUCGAAGGGGCAAAUGUUUUCAUCUCGGACGAUGCGAGGAAAAUUCUGGAAGCAAAAAAUGUCAUUCUCUUCAAAGAUGCAUCUACCAACAAGGGAGGAGUCAUAUCGAGUAGUCUGGAGGUCCUCGCCGGGCUGGUCCUCACCGAUCAGCAGUUCCUCCAAAUGAUGUGCACCCCUGAAAGCGACAUUCUCCUCGUGGACGAAAAUGAACUUACCUUCAUGAACCUGAAUCAGAAGAACAACCAUUCGAUGUCCUUCACGCGGUCGAUGUUGAUGGGGAGGACAGCGCAGAAUGGGCAGAGCGAUCAGGGGAAGGAAGCGAUGGAGCAAGACACAGCGGAAGAGGAAGCGCAGUCCCUACCUACCAAGCUGGACGACAAAGUCUCCCCAUUCUACAAAGAGUACGUUAAGGAAAUCCAAAAGAAGAUCGUCCACUACUGCGAACUGGAAUUUGAAUCCCUGUGGAGCGAGUCUAGGCGAACGAAGACGCCCAUCUCGCAGGCCACAAACAUCCUCUCCAACAAAAUCAGCGAACUGAAGAAGGAUAUCCUCUCUUCGGAUACACUCUGCACGGAUCGCAAGCUGAUGAAGAAGGUGCUGAGUGAUGUUAUUCCAGCCAUUCUGCUUGAGAAGGUAACCUUUGACGAGAUUUUCGACAGGGUGCCCUACAUCUACCUGCGCUCCCUCUUCGCAGCUGCGCUCGCGUCCAACUACUACUACUCGCAGCAGUUCCUCAGCGACCUCUCCGUUUUUAACUUCUUCGAGUACAUUCGUCGCCUCCAGAGCGAUGCAUAG